GUAUCCUCGAAGGCCGCACUGACGUCCGUCGAAGUCUAACGUUUUUGUCGUUUCAAACUUUGUUCAUCAACCAGUUCGAAAUCAGCGCUCGUAACUGAACAAAAAGUGAAAGGGGGUAAAUUUCGAGCACUACUCAUCGAGUGACCCGGUGUUUUUAAUUAUUCGUUCGUUUGUUUUGAUUUAAAUUGUGAUAAAAAGUACAUGUGCGCGAUGUGAUGUAAGUAGUAUUGGCACACAAUUCACGUGUUUCAUGUCAGGGCUCAAUUUGUUACUCAUGUUUUUGCAAUUUAAUAAGUUUCAUUAAUAUGUGAUUAUUGUACCUCUUCUAAUGACAUAAACGUUUAUACCUUACUUCAUCUUUUCGCAUGGGCCCGAAAUAAUAUGCAGUAUGCAAACGAUGGAUUCUCGAAUUGGUCUGGAUUUUAUUGUAGAAAACCCAGAAUACAUAGGAAAAUUAGCGGCGGCUUUAGAUACUACAACAAUUACCGUAAAAAAGCAAGUCAUAGAGUUACUGUCUGCACUUUGCGUACAUAAUGAAGAAGGACACGCACGGGCAUUGGAUACGCUCGAUCAUUAUAGGAAAAUAAAAGGCGAGAGAUAUAGACUGACCGUAAUCGUAAAAGAGCUAGAUCGCGCGACUGCUGUUGAUUACCAGACCGCGUUAGUUGCGUUUAUAAACUGCCUUAUAAUCUCCACUCCUAGGUUAACGGAUAGGACACGGCUUAGGAAUGAAUUUAUAGGAUGUCAUCUGCUUCCUGUGCUUAGCCAUUUACGGAAGUGCGCAGAAGCGGAACCGGAGCUUGCUGUACAGCUAGACGUAUUUGAUGAGCAACGUGAAAGUGAUGAUGCACAGAGCAUGCAGGGUCCGCACGGAGUGGAUCUAAAUUCACCGCUUGACGUUUUUUAUGCCAUAUUAAAGCAGGUUGCGGAUACCCCACAAGAGAUUCCAUUUCUCAGCAUUUUACAACAUUUAUUAAGGGUAGAUCCCAAAGAAGCAGUAAGUGAUAUCAUAUGGGAUACCGCUGAACGUCUGGUGCAUCGCGCUACGUUAUUAGAAAACAGAGAAGGCGCAACACGAUUACUGCGGACGCCAAGCGUGCAAGCAAAGCUAUUCUGCCAAUGCCAACUGCGUUCUGAUUCUAGUCCCAGUAGAAGGCAAUCAUUAAACACUGUGCCGUUAAGUCCUCAGCUUGGACCUCCGCCUCUCCCACCUUUAGGUCCGAUACAGCCACCACCUCCACCUCCACCACCCAGUGUACCACCGCCACCUCACAUCCCACCUCCAGCUCCUCUACCUCCUCCCGCCCUUCCAAAGAUACGAACCCCCACCUCUCCAACCAUCGAAGUAGAUACUGUCGUCGAAAAACUUCCACAACAGAAAACUCCUACUCCAAAAAUAAAGAUGAAAACGAUUAACUGGAAUAAAAUUCCGAGUAAUAAGGUUGUAGGGAAGAAUAAUAUUUGGACUCAGGUGGCUUAUAGUCAUCAGGAUUCGCCUCGAGUUGACAUGGAUUGGUCCGAAAUGGAAGAUUUAUUUUGUCAACAGGUACCGCCUUCAGCGCAAAAUUCUCCUAAGUUGGGAAACAGAGAGGGGAAUUCUGAAACAUUAGAAAGAAGGAUGAGAAAAGAAAAUACAGAGAUUACUUUGUUGGAUGGUAAAAGAAGUUUAAACGUCAACAUUUUCUUGAAACAGUUUAGAAGCACAAACGAAGAAAUUAUUCAAUUAAUAAAAGAUGGAGAGCACGAGGAUAUAGGUGCUGAAAAGCUAAGGGGACUUUUAAAGAUAUUGCCCGAAGUAGACGAGUUGGAUAUGUUAAAAUCAUUUGCCGGCGAUUUUACUAAAUUAGGUAAUGCCGAGAAAUUUUUACUGCAAUUGACAAAUUUAUCAAAUUACAAGUUAAGGAUAGAAAGUAUGCUUCUGAAAGAAGAAUUUGCUUCGAAUAUGAAUUAUCUUGAGCCCAGUAUUAAUUCCAUGCUACUAGCUGCAGAAGACUUAAUGACCAAUAGUCCUUUGCAAGAAGUGCUAUACAUGAUUCUUGUGGCGGGAAAUUUUUUAAACUCUGGCGGAUAUGCUGGGAAUGCCGCAGGAGUAAAAUUAUCUUCAUUGCAAAAAAUAACAGACAUCAGGGCAAAUAAGCCUAAUAUGAAUUUGAUUCACUAUGUAGCGUUGCAAGCUGAAAAGAGAAAUAAUCCGAAAUUGUUAACCUUCGCCGAUAAUGUAGGGGUAUUAGAAGAUGCGGCCAAGAACACUGUAGAGCAAUUGCAUAAUGAAAUUAAAACUUUGGACGUUAGAAUAAAGAAAAUCAAAAAGCUGAUUGACUUACCCAGCACCGAGACAGAAAUAAAGUUCCAAAUGGCAGAUUUCCUGAUGAUGGCAGAACGGGAAGUCACAAACCUGCAAAGAGAUAUGAAACAAUUAGAAAACGUCCGAAAGCAACUAGCAGACUUCUUCUGUGAGGAUGCCAACACUUUUAAAUUGGAAGAAUGCUACAGAAUCUUUCACGGCAUAUAUAUUAAAUUUCGUCAGGCAGUGGCCGAAAAUACAAGAAGAAAAAUUCAAGAGGAACACGCCAACGCGAGAAGAAAGCAAAGAGAAGAACUUAUUGCAACACGACGACGUCAGAUGGGUAGUUUGGCAGGAACACCUGAUUCUGAAGGGACGUUUAAUGACACUCAAAUAUAUGACCCUCGCACUGGCUUUCCAAUGAAAAAGGGUCGGAAGGUGGCAAAUGGUAAUAUAGUGACGUCAGAAGAAGAGCUAUCGAUUGCAGGUUCUCCGUCAGUCACCCGACGUAGAUUAGGUUCUUUCAAUGGGCAAUAUAGUGGAGAUACAACCCCCUCAAUAACAGGAAAAGAAGAUAAAUCUCCCGAUAUAACACCAAAUGGCAGUUUGCGAAGGCGAAGAAGUCGAGUACUUUCCGAAGAAGAUGAAGGAAAUUUAAUGGAUUUUUUGAGGACGUCGGGUCAUGAAAAUCGCGAAAGAAAAUCUUGGGGCAGUUUAGAUCGGUCUUGGGCAAGAAAAGCGCGCGGCAAUGCUUCACGUAAACGACCAACACUAUUGGGGGCCGAUUUUUCCUACGACAGAGAAAGGCCUUCCUCACCUUCACCACUCUCCGAAUCAAAACCAAUAUUCUCCCCUAGCGAAGAAGAAGCCAAACCGAAAGAAUGGCGGCAAAAAAUCGAAUCCUGGUUGCAAGCCAACGAAAGUGAUCAAAUUACAGAUGAGUCACGUCGAAAACGUAUUGUCAAUAGACGAUCAUUCGAAAUGGAUUCAGAGAGUGAAAGAAGUAGUAACUUGGAAACGUUACCUGAAGGGAAGCAGGUAUACAGUGGCAGUCAGUCCGUGUACAGAAGAGUUUAUCCGGACUGGACUCCAUCAACCACAAUUGAUAAAAUGGAUAUCGUGAGUGCAAUGGAAACAGUUGAAGAAGCGCAGCCAUCAGUCAAGGAUAAAUCAGCUUGGAGAAAAUCAAAUUUAAACGUUGCAAAUAGCACAGAGGCCACGGCAGAAGAAUCCAUGCGUCAUAGACAUGCGCCGCAAGUCAGGGUUUCUGCAGAUACUACAGAUUUGAAAUCAUCUACAAUCGAUCGAAAGGAACUGAUUUCGUCCUUAGCUGCACGACCAGCUUCAGACAAACUUACAUUGUACAUUUGUAAUCCGGGAUCCCAAAUUGCUACCCCCGUAAAAGAAAAAGAGAAACGAUCCGCAGCUUCACAGAAAAUGAACGAUUCCGAUUCAGGCAACAAGGUAGAUAUAGAUCAAGAUAACAUCGAAACACCUCCAGCAAUACGGCGGGUAUUUACACCUACACCGGUUGAUAAGCGUGAACCAAGUAUGCCUAGCCCAUGUAAACGAUUGAUGACGAGAUCAAAAGAAGACAAACAGUGUGCUCAUGAGACUGAAGGAUCUGCAACAUUAGGCGAUGGACAGUUUGAUCGUUUUUCGGCUACUCGGCGAACUAGGAGAUAUAAGAGAACAUCUGAAAAUACAGAUGCAGUGUCUCCUGAAUUAGUGAUAGAUGCACAAGUUAUAAAGCCGUCUCAAGUUCCCUUGCAGACCUCCACGACCGUUAGUGAAGAAUCAAACUUGGAUAAAGACGGCAGAUUAAAAGUUUGGCAAGAUCGUUUGAAAAAUCAAGCAGAGACAGCUUCAGAUUUAAAGAGCUCUAUAACGCGAAGAAACCGGCAUCAAACUGGAAUAAAUCAUGAGGAAGUGAAGAAAGCGUUACAGUUAAACGUGUCGUCACCCAUUGAUAUCAAAGAUUCGCAUAGUCGUAAAUCAAAGGAGCAUGAGAAUGACGAAGGAUUUGAAGAAACUCAAAGUUUGAUGUCUGAGUCGCCCAGUCAAGGUGCUUCAUCUGGUGGCAAUUAUGAACCUGAUAUGGUUGACGCCAAUCUGAUAAUUGCAGGUUACAAUGACAACAAUCGGCCAUCUAUUAAUGUGACGGGAAGGACUCAUAUUCCAAAUUCCGUAGGAAAGAACUCAAAGCAAGUGCAAAUGGCGACGAAAAAUUUACUAGGUAACUCAUCGCAGAAAGUCGCGCGUAAUAAUUCAAUAAAACAAUCCGCACCAUCUUCAAAAGUUAGCGUUAUACCUAGAAGGUCCAUUAGUUUGCGUAAGAUGGAGUUGCAAUCAAUUGCACCCGAUAAAAAAUUUGUAGAACGAUCUAACUCGCGAAAUAGUUUGGUUAGUUCUCGUAGUUCAUUAAACAGUGCAACAUCAACUUGCACGGUCAAGAGAGUUCAACUAAAGGCUCCUACCAAUGGAAACUGCAACACUUCUAAAACAAUAAAUAGAACACCUAGUGCAAAAAUCUUAGGUUCAACAAAUAAAGGUGGUUUAGUGCGACGAACGCCCCCCACAUCCAGCCAGAAGCCACCUAGACCGCAAAACCAAGUGUCAUCAUUCAUGAAACCUACGACGUCUAGCACUACCAAGACUAGUUCGAGUUUACCUAGUAGAAUCCAGACGCCAGUGUUUCGAAUGAAAUAAUUCGGUGAGAAUUAAUUGUAAGCGGUUUUUCAACCCCUCAUUUUAUUUCAAUUAGUAGGUAUAAUCGUCAAACAAUACAUUUUAAGCCAUUGCCUAAAUACACAGACAUGAGUAAAAGAA
Photinus pyralis (common eastern firefly) is the source of this 5113-nucleotide messenger RNA. RefSeq names its product inverted formin-2. The transcript has 22 exons. Gene Ontology annotation, molecular function: actin binding. The record is from RefSeq and is a predicted model, not a curated record. Lineage: Eukaryota; Metazoa; Arthropoda; Insecta; Coleoptera; Lampyridae. Bases 389 to 4993 code for a protein of 1534 amino acids. Gene Ontology annotation, biological process: cellular component organization.